This is a messenger RNA of Ustilaginoidea virens, 2142 nucleotides long. RefSeq lists its product as uncharacterized. The record is from RefSeq and is a predicted model, not a curated record. The transcript has 2 exons. NCBI's taxonomy places the organism in Eukaryota, Fungi, Ascomycota, Sordariomycetes, Hypocreales, Clavicipitaceae. Bases 1 to 2142 code for a protein of 713 amino acids.
AUGUCACCACCACGUCGACGGUCGGCCAGGCUGGCCAGUUCCAGCGCUGCAAAGAAAAAGGCAACUCCGGAGCUUCCCUCUGUCACUGAGGGAGACGAGACGCCGUCUCGAGCCACGACGAGCAACGGGAAGGCGGAUGCCCGCUCUCUGUCACCGUUGCCUGAGCCAAAAACACCGCUUUCCUCGGCGCUAAAGCCGCCUCGCAGCGAAAUGCACCCAAGCAGAUAUCAUUCGAGCACCGGCGAGCCCUCGUCUGCUCUGAGACUGGGCUUCUCCGACAUUCCCAAGGACGGCCGUACCCCUGGCGGUCAAGAUGGUACUCCUUCCAAAGCCAACAGGUUGCCCACUUCCAGCUUCACCUUUCAAAUUGCGCGCGAGGCUGCGAGUGCUGAGCUGAGUAGCGAUGCUCGGCGGAUGCUGGACGAGAUUCGCGACCAGGCUGCCAAGAUCAAGGCCGAGUUGGUCGCGCAGCGGGAAGCAGAAGGUGGCGCAAAGGUUGAAAACAGACCGUUUGCAAAGCCGAAAGGAAAGGUUGGCCGAUUCAGCGCCGCUCAUAUGGCCGAGUUCAAGAAGAUGGAUUCUAUUCAAGGUCAUGCGUCUGCUUGGAGAGCGCAAGAGGGCCGUUUCACUCCGGUCAAGUCCCUCAAGCGAACACCGUCAAAGGCGAAUCUGGAUGCGACGCCAGCGUCGCAAAAGACGGAUGCAAAGGCAUCAGUCCAAGACACACCCGAUUCCAGACCCAAGCUCAGCCUGAAACGCAAGUCUUCGGCUGCCAAUCUAGACGGCCAACGCGACUGCCAGGCAGCUCCGAAGCGGCAAAACAGCAAUGCGACUCCUGCAAAGUUCUCCGCCUCGACCACGUCAAUCCCCGCACCAUCAUCCGCCGCAAAGAGGUUCAAGCAGCGUCAAGAGGAUGACGCUGCUACCACUCGCCCAAAGUCGCUUCAUGCAUGCCCGAGCAGGCCCGACUCUGUCUUUUCGCGACUAGCAAGCCCGAAGAAAGCACCUACAGCAGCCUCCGCAGCCUCCGCAACCAAAUCCUACGGGAAACUUGCCGUCAAACCCAAAGCGUCUCUGGCUCAACCGCCUGCAAACGUGCAUCCUUCAACUUUGUCCAAGUCUUGCUCAAUGGCAAGUCUGACCUCCACUGCUUCUCAAGCUGCCGAACUGCGGCGACGCAUUGUCAGCCCAGCAAGCUUUAGCAGAGUCAAGUCCAUACUGAGAGGCAAUAAGAAUGCAGCAGAAAAUGGCACGAGUGCCAUUCCAGCACCUCAGGCCUCGCAAACUCCGCAAGCUCCCAGGGUCAGCAAGGAGCUGCCCCCGAUUGCGCUGACGACUCCUCGUCGGACGCUGACGAAGCGUGUCACUUUCACCCCUGACGUUGUGAUGGCUGUCAACUCUCCGUCUCCACAGCAGCGAUCGAGCCUGUUCAAACUACGCCCGGCCUUGAAGACUAUCGAAACACAUUACGCAGGCCUGGAUGAUGUUCUCGCCGAGUCCAAGUCUAGCAGUCACUCAUUAUAUCCGGAUCUCUCCCCUUUGAAGCACCUGAUUGAUACGCAGUCGCGUCGGCCGUUCUCCGCGUCCCCGUCAAGACCGGGGACCUUUACGUUCCGGAGCGACCACACGAUCAACUUUGGGGGCGACACUGGUUCGUCGGGGUUUGGCGCGUCACCUGGUCAGUCCAGCGUCCGACAUGUCAGCGAACCAGCUUUCUCGAGCAAUAUUCCAGGCACCUUUCCUGCGCCGACGUCGCCGUCUUCGCAUCCGAAUAAAGAGAACACGGCACCAUCAUCGGUGAAGCUGCUCCCCGGAACAGCGCAUGGAAUGCAGAACAAAAAACGCCACCGCGCCACUCUGGACGAAGAUGAUUUUGCCGACGGCCGUGCCGCCAAAAAAAGGAAGAACGAGAAUGUUCCGGAAGGACAAGAGCUUCUGGCACCCAGGCUAGUCAAAGCUGAACCAGCAAGUGCCAGGAAGGCCAGUCGAUUCGGCCGAACGCCCACAAGGACAGCCAUCAGCCGUACUCCUGCGGCACGAACUCCUGGAAGGCCUGCCGCAACUGCGAGCCCAACCAAGAAGUCCGCCGGCCUCAGCAUGAGCCGCCUGAAUAUGUUGGCCAGGCCCAAGAAUCGAGUGUAG